Molecule: messenger RNA, 4634 nt
Organism: Vespa velutina
Lineage: Eukaryota; Metazoa; Arthropoda; Insecta; Hymenoptera; Vespidae
Product: dynein axonemal intermediate chain 4-like
Exons: 7
Coding region: 1530-3755 (741 amino acids)
Biological process (GO): cilium movement
Cellular component (GO): axonemal dynein complex
Molecular function (GO): dynein heavy chain binding; dynein light chain binding
Source: RefSeq, a predicted model, not a curated record
AACGACAACUGUUACAACUACGAUAAGAGAAAAAGAAAAAUUUCUAAAUCGGUAUAUAACAGCAAAAUGUCUUCGAGAUUGAACUCGAAAAGAAAAAAAAACAAAAAAAAAAAAAAAAAAAUGAAAAAUAAAAUCAAGCUUUGUCGAUAUUCACGAAAAAUGGAUUAAGGACGAAGAAUCGAAAGAAAUAUAUAUAUAUAUACAUAUGUGCGUGCAUGUGUGUGUGUGUGUGUGUAUGUAUGUAUGUACUUAGAUGACAGCUGCCAACAUGAAAAAAAAUACACAAAAAAGAAAGAAAAGAAAAAAAGAACAUUAAGAAGUAAGAAAAAAAAAAAAAAUAAUUAUAACGUUAAAGGAUUAUUUCGUGUCGCGGCCACUUACUUCUUCGAUCCAACGACUGAAAGACGACUCCUUCGGCCAUUUAUUUUCUCCCACUGGCGUUUCUUCUUAUAAAAAAAGAAAAAAAAAAGAAAAAGGAGAGAGAGAAAAAACGUAGCGCUCUCUCUCUCUUUUUCUCUUUCUCUCUCUCUCUCUCUCUCUCUCUCUCUCUCUCUCUUUCUCUUAUUCACUAUCUAUCUGUCUGUUUUGACGAAUCACACGUUUCUUUUAACGUAAUAAUUGCGCAAGCUUCAACAGUGAAUUAUUUUUCUAAUGUAAAAUGUAAAACGGAUGUUCGUGUGCCAAUACGUAAGGGACGUUUGUCCAACGAGUACUACGUUUAGAUUGAAUAUUUUAACGAGAUGUCCUUGAAGUCGACAAAUUUCAAUCAGAUAUCCUUAUACGCUUUUUGUCAAAUUAUCGUCGUCUUCGAUGAUUAUAUAAUUAAAAAAUUUCUUAAUACCAUAUAAUAAUAAUAUUAGUACUAAUGAUAAUGAUAAUGAUAAUGAUAAUAAUAAUAAUAAUAAUAAUAAUAAUAAUAAUAUACGUAUAUUUUUACUUCUAUUUAACUCGAUCAACGUGACACUAAUACGCAAAUAUAUUCGUGUUGUUCUUAUGUCGAUUUAGGGACACUCGUUUGAUCACGUAUAUCGAAUAAUUGUAGCUCUUCGCGUCAGAGGGCAGUUCUGUUCUGUAGAUGGCGCUUGGCGGGAUCUUUUCAAUUGAUUAUUUUUCGAUUAACGAUGACUGAAAUUUUGAAACUAUUAAUAUUGCCUGUUGUUUCGAUAUAAACUUGAAUCUUUAUUUAUGGAACAUUAUCUUGUUUUUUUAAACGACAUUAGAUUUUCUACAUAGACAGAUAGAUUUAGUCCUUUGUUUUUUUUUUGCUUGCUUUUCUUUUCUUUCUUCGAAGACUAAUCUAAUCUAAUGGAAGAUAAUAUCAGGCUAAUCGAUUCUCACGUCUCCAUGGAAUCCAUGCACUGUAAUAAAAUGAUAGCAUUGUUUGCGAGAAAGUGUUGUACGAGAUAAGUAAAAUAAUUUUUACAAUGAAAAGAUUAAUUUUAUAUCUUACUUUAAUCGACAUGUUAAAAGAUAUUGAUUAGAUUAAGUGAAAUGUAUUAACGGUUUUGACGAUUAAUUAAAUAUAAAAAAUGAAAGCAAGUGACACGGAUAACUCUCAGAGAUCUAGGCCACAGAGUAUAACUUCGUCGAAAUUGAGAUUGCAAGUUGCCUCGAAAAGUCGGAAAUAUGCUAAAGUUAUAGCAUCGCCAUUAUUGCAAGAACGUAUGGCACUUCGUAUUUACGAAGAGGAUAUCGACGUGACACCGAAAUUUCUGACACACCCUACAUUCAAUCAAAUCGAUGAUCGCCAUAUGACCGCUUUCGAACAGAUUGCCCUUUUUCAAUCAGAAGGCAACGGUCCAUCGUCCUUUUUAUCUUCCUUACACAUUGGCCUUAAAUCCAGUUCUUCUUUAAUAUCUCGAUCCACCUAUGUUACUAAUGAUACGCAAAUAGAAAGUCUUUUGUCUACCGAGGUAACGGAUGUAAUGGAGGAUGUAAAAGAAAAAGCACCAGUUCAAUUCUAUAUAUCCAGCGACGACCCAGAAGAGUUUCAUACUCGGCCAGAAACAAUAACGAUUAUAUUGAAAGAAACAGAAACGAUUAUCUUCUUCGAGAUGCUUCCCUUGACGAGUGAUCUUCGAACACCAGAAGGACAAGCAGUUCAAGAGAGCAAUGAGAGAUACAAAGAUAUAGUAGCAGGACCUGGAAUAGCAAGAAAAGUGAUUGAUGCUGAGACUCAAACGAUAGAUGUUAUUACGAAAUCACGUGGUACUUAUUUAGGAGGAAGGGCACGACAAAAUGAAGGAAUGUUCGUUAAUAAUUGGGUUAUAUAUGACACUUAUAAGGAACCAGAAUUAAUGAUAGAGAAAAAUGGAUUUUUGGUUGUUCGUACAAGGGAUAGUUAUCUACAGAUGUUGGAAAAACAGGAAAUGAAAAAUAAAUUACCGCAGUAUAACAUAGAUCAUCAAGUGAAACAUUCCUCUGACCAAUUAUAUCAUAUAGUAUAUAAUACUGGGUUUCUGAAAGCCGCACGUAUUAUGGAAGGCAUAUUAUCUAACAAUAUUUAUCUUGAUGUUCAAAAACGUUUCACUGGGAUCGUCCAACGGGAUCCAUGUAGUCUCGAUUUAGAAUUUACGUACGAUCUUGAUCUAUUGUGGACUUAUACCUGCGAUAUCAGUAAAGAUCGACCAGUUUCUUCAUUUUGUUGGAAUUAUUUUAACAGAAAUAUUAUUGCUGUCUCGUAUGGUUCAAAACCAAUGGAUGAUAAAAAAGAUGGCCUCUUGUUACUGUGGUGUGCAAAGAAUCCAAAAGAACCAGGACAAAUACAUACCUUUGAUAGUCAGAUUUCUAGCAUAGAUUGGAGUCACGAUCGGCCAAAUUUACUAGCAAUUGGUUUCUACAAUGGUUCAAUAAAAGUCAUUGACGUUAGCAGCACUUCUCUUAACAUAAUAAGACAAAGCAAGAGGGAUACAUCAGUCAUAUACGAACCACAUUGGCAAGUGCAAUGGUGGAAGAGCGACGAACAUUUUGAUUUUCAGGAAUUAAUUUAUACAAGUAAUCAAAAUGGAUGUGUUUAUCGUUACCCAUUGGACGAGGAUUUCAUAAUGACCGAGAUGAUGAAGAUUUCUAAGAUAGAAGAUAAAAUAUUAGGAGUGGAUAGAUCAGACCGAUGUAUCUCAUAUGAUAUUUUAAUGAAUCAAAGCACAGGAGCUCUUGUUCUUUGUCAACAUCCAACUUUAAGUUCCAUUUAUUUCGUGGGCUCGGACGAGGGAGCGAUAUAUCGAUGUUCCAAAAAUUAUUUGUAUCAUCACAUAGACAGUUUUUUGGCUCACGACGGACCGAUAUACAGAAUGGAGUUUUCUCAUUUCUGUUCUAAACUCUUUUUGACUUGCGGAGCUGAUUGGUGUACUAGAAUUUGGAUAGAAGGGCUAACUGAACCUUUAAUCACUCUUUCAACAACAUUGGCAUGUGUACCAUACGCAACCUGGUGUCCUACAUAUUCGACCAUCAUCGCAAGCAUCGUUAACAAUGAGAUUUGUAUAUGGAAUAUCAAAAGAAGAACCUAUGCCCCACUAUCUGUAACACGUUCUCCAAACGAAGCAAGAUUGGUGAAAGUCGCAUUCACUGAUAAUGGGAAACAGAUGGUAACGGCGGACGUUCAAGGUGCUGUAUAUAUUUAUAAUUUAGAAGGUAUACCAUUUUCACCUUACAAUCAGGAAGAAGUUCUAAUCGAAUCCAUCAAGAAAGCUCUUUUUACCAAACCGGAUUUAUUAAAAAAACUUCAAAAAACUGGUCCACCAUUUUCGGACAAUUGACUGACAUACGUAUAUAAAAGUUCAAUAAAAGAAGAUCAUCCAAAUAUAUAUAUAUAUAUAUAUAUAUAUAUAUAUAUAUAUAUACUAAGUAAGAUAGUAAUGAGGAAAUCUACUUUAUCAACCGUACGAGACAUCAGAAGUUAAUAAGGAGUGGGGAUAAGAAGGUAGUCGAGGGGCCUGACGUAGGUCCCCUCAGGCGUCUUCCCGCUCGAGGGCUUCGCGUGAUUCGUUCGAAGGUAGGUAAGAGAGUAAAGGGAGAACGUUUGGAUUCAACCGUGCGUCUCGACAAGCUGGCUCCGCAGGCUCUGGUUCUGUAAAGGCGCAACCUGUGUAUAGGCCUCCUGGUCUGGCUGGCUGGCUGGCUGGCUGGCUGACUGGCUUGGUGGCUGGCUGGCUGGCUGGCUGGCUGGCUGGCUGGCUGGCUAGCUAGCUGGAUGGCUGGCUGGCUGGCUGGCUGGCUGGCUGGCACCAAAGGAGUCGGCAGAAGAGUGUGCCGUGGCAAGGAGAGUGAGUGAGAAAGAAAGAAAGAAAGAAAGAAAGAAAGAAAGAAAGAGAGGAAGGGAUAGAGAGGGGCUUCCCUCUUGCUUGCUGCCGCAGCUCGCGGGCACGAACUGCGCUACCGCCGUCAGCAGGCAGUCUUAUUACGCCCGCACUCAACUACGCGAACUAAGUACUCUUCUUCUAAGACACCGAAGACACACGAGAUCACAAUAUUCAUGUGAAUUGAUGGAAAGAUAGCCGAGGAUAUAACACGGCUUUUGAUUGGUCGAUCGGAUGAUCCAAAGCAGAUUUCUUCAAAACACGAUACUUUUUCUGCGUACUCGUGGAAGAAGAGAAAAAAAGGAGAAAAAAAAGAAGAAGAAAAAAAAAACCAAAGAA